GGGGGGAAAAAACAGCAAAAGGGGUCUGAACAGAUUGUGCUGCAGCCUGAAGUCAUGGCAACAACAUGCAUCUCCUUCGUCCUAUGUCAGGAUGACUGAGGACGAUUAGCAUACUUUGCACCUGUCCUUGCAAUAUGCAUUCAGAAGUGAGAAUUUCUGGCUAAGAGGUGUAACUGAUCCAUAUCAUUAUCUUCAACAUCAGAUAUUCUGUAACUCUAAUGGCAGGUCACAUGGCUUAGGACUUCCUUCAUAAUAUAUCCCAGCCGGACUAAUCAAACUUUCCAGAAAUAGUAUAAAGAUUAGAGCCGCAGACUGAAGAUUAAGAACGUCAUCUGAAUCAUGGGGAACAUUUUUGGGAAUUUGCUGAAGAGCCUCAUAGGAAAGAAGGAGAUGAGGAUUUUGAUGGUCGGGCUCGAUGCCGCAGGAAAAACCACAAUUCUCUACAAGCUCAAACUGGGGGAAAUUGUCACCACAAUUCCAACAAUUGGGUUUAACGUGGAGACAGUGGAGUAUAAGAACAUCAGCUUCACCGUGUGGGACGUGGGUGGGCAGGACAAGAUCCGCCCACUAUGGAGACACUACUUUCAAAACACACAGGGUCUAAUUUUCGUGGUGGACAGUAAUGACAGAGAGCGCGUGAACGAAGCACGAGAGGAGCUGAUGAGGAUGCUGGCUGAGGACGAAUUGAGAGAUGCAGUCCUUCUUGUGUUUGCAAAUAAACAGGACUUGCCCAAUGCCAUGAACGCUGCAGAGAUCACGGACAAGUUGGGCUUACACUCCCUUCGCCAUCGUAACUGGUACAUCCAGGCCACCUGUGCCACCAGUGGCGACGGCCUCUAUGAGGGGUUGGAUUGGCUGGCCAAUCAACUAAAGAACAAGAAAUGAGAAGGAAAACUGGAACAAGCAGCCACAACAUGUCCAAGGUUUUGUUUGAUUUUGGGAAAUGGGAAGGGAGUUUGGUACAAGGGUUUUGAUUGAUGGAGGAAAUGUAAGAUUCUGGAUGGGGGGGGGCUUUUAUUUUCAGUCAGCUGAGGUUCCUAAUAAUCUUCUGCUUAUUGUAAACAUAUCUACUUCAUAUUUAACUACUCACACGAACAAAAUGAAAUGCACAUUAGCUGUAAGCAAUCACAGCAGACACUUGCUUUUCCAGUGUCCACCUCUUGUCCUUAGAUUAAAUGUACUGUAUGUUAGUCUCUAUGUGCUGUACCAAGUCUUAUUUGACUCCACAGAGUCAGCAGUGAGUCAAGUAAGACCUGUCGUUGAUGUUUGUUUUUCACGUGUCAGUCGUCCAUGUAAAGAACAUUUCUGUGUCAGUUGCACUUUCUGUUUGUUUGUUUGUAUUUUUCCUUUCUUUCGGGCUAACAGAGCUAUGUUCGAGAACAAUCGCAGCUGGCGGAUUCUCGUCAACUCACAGGUUUUCUCGUCCUUUUUUUUUGUACGUGAUACUGAGGCACUUGGAUACUCAGAUAAACUGUGUACAUAUGUGUGAGAGUGUUUGCGUACUGUGUGUUUGUGCAACUAAACUAGUCUCGAUGAAUCAUUAACAACUCUGUAACAGGACUGGAAUUUCCCUCACAUCAAAUCUUCUACUUGCGGCCUUUCUUUGAAAAUCUUUGGAUUUCUAUUUGUAAGUGAUGCACCGAUGCAUAUCGCCUGAUAUGGGCCCCGUUGACAAACAUUGGCUGGUUGGUAAAUAAUGUGGCAUGAACCGACGUCAUUAGGCAAUGUUCAUCUGUUGUGUCGUAUCAUUGUAAUUCUGGCAAGCUAGUAUAUGUUACUGCUGUUUCAGAGAAGAGGUUUUAUAUUUGGCAGAAGAAGUUACCUGGUGGACAAACUCUGAUCUGCUUUCAUGGUCAAACAUGAGAGAAAAUGUCGGCAGUGUGGCAGCCUUACACCAAAGGAAGUCAUGAAAAAACAUUUGAAUCGGCAAUUGGCCGAAUUGUUAUUUUAAACAUCAGUAUCGGCACUGAUUUUCACAAUCGGUGUGUCCACUUUUUUGGACAUCCUGCUCAGUAUCAACUACUGCACUGCAUGCAUCCUGCUAGAUCUAGCUGACAUUGUUGCUUAUUAUCCGCCCAUGCAUUGAUGUUGAUGCUGGUUGUAGAUUUUAUUUUAAUGCCCUUGUCAUUUUCUGAUGCAAAAUCUAACCCUAGCAACCAAUUUCUGAAUUAUUAGUCAAUACAAACACAACAUAGUCAUCUUUAUGGUUUAAAUAUUCAAACAGAUCUAUAGAUAUUCUCAGCACACAUAUCCUGCACAUCCUCAAUCAUGCUGCUCUCACUUGUCGUGUUUUUGUCUUCCGACUUUCUGCUUGUGGAUGAUUCUGUAGCUGGAAACUGUGUCACUGAAUGUGAAUAUUGUUCAUUUGAUCUUUAUUUCAAUGGUGUGUCAACAUAAUUAUGUAAAAGAAAGCAGGUUCAAAUAUCAGCACACGCACAUCUCACUUCUAAAUCCCUGAGUCACCACUGAUACCAGCAGAAUCCACGCACUCCUGUCAGUACAACCAUUUCUUUGUGCCAUACAUGAGUACUAAUACUGAUAAACUGUUACAGUACACUUUACAGUAAUCACACUCCUCGAAGUUAUAAACACAUUGUUUAUAAUCAGUAUAUAUUGUGUGUUUAAUCAUGAGUUUGGUGUUUCUGGUUUGUGGCCUUAUUAUAUUUAGUGAUGACUUUAAUGUAAUGAACAAAAAAAAAUCUGAAUGGGCGAUCGGUUUUAUGAUUAUGAGUCCGAUUUAUUGCUCUUUAAAGAAUGAUUUACAGAUGGAUUCCUUUACGCCCUCAAGAGGCUGGGUUUGAACCACUGUUCAUUAUGGUUAGGCAAAGGUUUUGUCCUUUUGUUGGGCCAGUAUACUUGAUUCAUAGUUGGUGGUAGAUUUCUUUAUUUUUAUUUGAAGAUGUAGACUGUGUCUGUGAAACAAUGAUCAACCGUGUGAAGAAAAACAACACAAAUAAGAAAUACUUCUGAUGAGUCAUUCUGUACCGUUGUAGUUACACAAGGUUUAAAAAAAAAAAAAAAAAGGAGGACCGUGUUUCCGUGCUGAACGCAAGGAGACUUCUGUAUGUGAUGUAAGACAACAAACAAAAUCCUGCUGUAUUGCAAAUAAACUCAUUUUCUGUA
Labrus mixtus (cuckoo wrasse) is the source of this 3123-nucleotide messenger RNA. RefSeq names its product ADP-ribosylation factor 3. The record is from RefSeq and is a predicted model, not a curated record. Gene Ontology annotation, molecular function: GTP binding; GTPase activity. Gene Ontology annotation, biological process: vesicle-mediated transport; intracellular protein transport. The coding region runs from base 340 to 885 and encodes 181 amino acids. The transcript has 6 exons. Gene Ontology annotation, cellular component: plasma membrane; cytoplasm. NCBI's taxonomy places the organism in Eukaryota, Metazoa, Chordata, Actinopteri, Labriformes, Labridae.